Trichoderma virens Gv29-8 is the source of this 1149-nucleotide messenger RNA. RefSeq lists its product as uncharacterized. The record is from RefSeq and is a predicted model, not a curated record. Lineage: Eukaryota; Fungi; Ascomycota; Sordariomycetes; Hypocreales; Hypocreaceae. Bases 1 to 1149 code for a protein of 382 amino acids. The transcript has 2 exons.
AUGUCUGACCAAGAAUCAGGGGGGCAGACGAACCAAGAAAUUGUCGGUUCAGCCAACUCACCUACCACAAAUAACAUAAGAGAUAAUGAAAACCUCCUUUAUGAUAUCAGCGCGGUAUUUGGAGGGCCCAUUAGCAAGUCGCUAUGGCCAAGCAUCAAUUCAAGGAUCCGAGCUUUCUUGCGGCUCAACCAGAUUGAGCAAUUCAGAGACCAAUCGCACGCCAAGUAUAUCGAUUCGUGCAAAACUCAACAAGAAAAGAUGAACUGCCUGCUCCUCAAUCUCCAGAUUCACCGCGGCGAGAUGAUACAAGUUGCUCUGAUGGGAACCAAAAGAUUCUCCAGCCAGCUUAAGGAAAUCAUCGACAGCCACACUAAGCUCUACGAGGAGAUGCUGGAGCAUGUUGAAGAAGUGGUUGAAGAUGCGAUCAAACAUGGUGAUGUUUACAUGCGCCAGUUGAAGAAGGAGUUCAAGCGGAUAGAGAAAGAGGUGAACCGACAGAAGGUUAAAAGCGAAGUUGUUAGACGCAAAGUCGGUAAAUGCGGGUCAUUAUUUUUGCGACAGUGGCUGCAAUUUCCCUGGACCAAGAAACCGUUCGUCAAGGACACUCUAAUAAUAAAUCCUGAUACCAAUGAUGGCUUCUUUUUCAGGAUUGGCUUAGAGCGCCUCGCAAAUAUCGCCGCCUUGGAAAAGAAUAAGGAACUGAUGCAAAAGCAACACGUUCUCAUCUGCUUGGCCCACGAUGCCAUGGUAUGGGACCCAGAGAACGUCUUUCUUCAUGAAGGAAAAGUUCAGGGACGGCUCUGGACCCAUGGACUUAAAGAAGAGCAUUUUCGGAAGCUGGACGGUGAUGAGUGGUCUGUCCAAAUGAAAUGGACGGCGGCAGAAGGAAGCAUGUGGAGGCCAAAGACUGUCCAUGUUAAUGGAAAAUUUGGUCGUCGCCAUGGAGAACAGGUUGAAUGGGUCCCAAUCGAACCGGGUCGCUCUGACGUCGACUUUGACGUUGAAAUUCAUGCUUUUGACGACUUCUAUGAUGAGGAAGAAUGGGGUGAGCGAGGAUCUCGAUGCGAUACCGAUACCUGGUAUCGCAGCAACAGAACCUGGUUUGAACGGAUAUUCUAUCGGAAUGGCCCUCCGGAUGAUGAUAAUUGA